Podospora pseudocomata is the source of this 420-nucleotide messenger RNA. RefSeq lists its product as uncharacterized. Bases 1 to 420 code for a protein of 139 amino acids. NCBI's taxonomy places the organism in Eukaryota, Fungi, Ascomycota, Sordariomycetes, Sordariales, Podosporaceae. The record is from RefSeq and is a predicted model, not a curated record. The transcript has a single exon.
AUGAGCCGUACCCUAUUCCCGACUUCUACAAUAACGGAAAGGUUCUCGCUGGAAGGCUUCCUAAUCCUCAAAGUGUUGGUGAUUUUGAGUGGUAUUUACAAUGCGCCACAGCGGAAAGGGCAGCUCAGAUCAACACACAAGAGGUCAAGGAAGACGACUGGGAUAAGAAUUCUGGUUUACCCUACGCCUCCACCACCAGGAUUCCUACACUUGUUGAGCUUCCAGAUCCAAUUUUUGAUGUCAGCAUCAGCCCCAGCUCAACUUCUGCCCCAUCGGGUCUGUACUUCGACCUCACCGUACCUGAUGUCAUUUCGUGGGUGGAUAAUGGGAACUGCCGGGUAUGUGGUGGAGGACGGUUUAUAUGCCCCGGUGGUCGAUGCCCGGGUCUGGCGAGACAUGUUUGGUAUUUUGAGAGGGUAA